CCUCUCUCUCUCCUCUCUCUCUCCCCCUCUCUCUCUCUCUCCUCUCUCUCUUCCCCCUCUCUCUCUCCUCUCUCUCUUCUUCACAUGUCCUCGACAUAAAGGAGGCAGCUGAGAGACGACGAGCAGGAUGGAGGAGGAGGCUCUAUCCCGGCGCUCGGUGGCUGAACUUGCCGGCAGAUUCAAAGGCUCGACUUGUCCACACGAUGCUGCUGGGAUUGAAACGGAGAAGCCAGUCAGACGACGACCUCCUCGCUCUCUACAGCUCUCCAAAGCCCACCCGGAGCAGCCUCCAGGUGUCACCUCUCCUCUACCUACCAAAGCCAAGAGGAACUCUGCUCUGAUCGAGAAGCUCCAGGCCAACCUCUCUCUCUCUCCCACGACCCUGCUGCCCUCUCCAAAGAGCCCCGGCUUCAAGCUGCUGCCCCCCCCCUUCACCCCGCCCUCCCCCGGCUGCGCCCUGGUUUCCGGCUUUUUUUCGGCCACGCCUCCCGCCAGCCCGCUCACCGCCACCGGCGCCUCGCCGUGGACUGAGGAGGAAGGCCCCGCCUCCUUUGAAGCCCCUCCCACAGUGGAGGAGGGAUCCGUCCUGUCGAACACCAACAUCAAGGAACGAGCUCGCCACUCCAUCCGGCGACGCCCACCGUCCCGCCGCCACAGGAAGUCCAGCAACGGAGACGAGGUCGGCGUCGCCAUGGAGGGAGGGGAAGUGUCUCCGAGCUCCCCGACCGAACCGGAGGACAAAACAACAACAACAACAACAACAACAACAACAGGAGGAGGAGAUGAAACGGACACUUCCACGUGUCUUCAGAAAAACAAAGAAGAAGAAGACGAGUCAAAGAGCGUCGAGACCAGAGGAGACGAGGAGAUGAAGGAAGGAUCAAAGGGAGGAGAAGAAGGAUCUUAAAACGGUUCUCCUUCUCCUGCAGGAGGAUCGGGCAUCGGCCCGAUGAGCCCCUGGGAGGCCGGGAGGGAAACCCUGCAGCGGCGGGGACCCCAAACUCUGUCGGUGCGGUUUCUGUUCGGUGAAGACGAAGCAGGAACGUGAACGACUGAAUUUAACUCAAGUUCCACCUCCUGAAAACGAUUGAUGUGAAUUUGUUGUUUUUUUACUAAUCCUCGACUUUUUGUUUUUGUUUUUUUUACACUGCAACGCUGGAUUUGUUCCUUUUUUAUAGAAUGUGAUUUUAUUUUUUGCGUCAUUGUUUUCUUUGAUGUUCGGUGCUUCCAGAGCUGUGAUUGAUGACGAUGAAGAUGAUGACGAUGAUUGAUGACGAUGAAGAUGAUGAUUGAUGACGGUGAAUGAUGAUGACGAUGAUGAUGAUGACGAUGAUUGAUGAUGAUUGAUGACGGUGAAUGAUGACGACGAUGAUGAUGAUUGAUGAUGAUAAUGAUUGAUGACGAUGAUUGAUGAUGAUUGACGAUGAUGAUGAUUGAUGACGAUGAUGAUUGAUGAUGAUGAUUGAUGACGAUGAUGAUUGAUGACGGUGAAUGACGACGAUGAUGAUGAUUGAUGACGAUGAUGAUUGAUGACGGUGAAUGACGACGAUGAUGAUGAUUGAUGACGAUGAUGACGAUGAUUGAUGAUGAUGACGGUGAAUGAUGACGACGAUGAUGAUUGAUGACGAUGAUGAUAACGACGAUGAUGAAUGACGAUGAUUGAUGACGAUGAUGAUGACGACGAUGAUGAUUGACGAUGAUGAUUGAUGACGAUGAUGAUGACGACGAUGAUGAAUGACGAUGAUGAUGAUUGAUGACGAUGAUGAUUGACGAUGAUUGAUGAUGACGAUGAUGGAUGAUGAUUGACGAUGACGACGAUUGAUGAUGAUGACGACGAUGAUGAUUAUUGAUGAUGACGAUGAAGAUGUGCUUUUGGUGUCCGUUUAUUUUGAGUUGUGCAAAAAAAUUUAAAAGUAUCAAAAUAAGAUACUCGCUUGUUAAAGUUAAAAGCUGUCAGAGAGAAAACCUGAAGCCUUCAUUCAUAACAACGAACCACAGAGGUUUGUUAUUGUUUUUGUUUUUUUACUGUGCAAAGGCACAUUAACUCUAAAUUCUGUAGUUAAGCCUAAAAGCUGGGGACGUCACAUUGUGCCUUUAAGUUCAAAAGUGAUAUUAAAAUGCAUAUUUUUGCUACA
Cyclopterus lumpus (lumpfish) is the source of this 2135-nucleotide messenger RNA. It is a transcript of the gene dub, whose product is annotated as duboraya. The record is from RefSeq and is a predicted model, not a curated record. Lineage: Eukaryota; Metazoa; Chordata; Actinopteri; Perciformes; Cyclopteridae. The coding region runs from base 128 to 907 and encodes 259 amino acids. The transcript has 7 exons.